AAUGCCCACAGACGGAGUGCUUUGUUUCAGAUCAAUUCUUUGCUGCAAUUGCUUCGAUCCACCCGGUGAAAAGCCGUAAUUCACCCUGAGGAAUUCCUACCUGUAGACUUCCUUGUACUCAAAAUGAAUUGUGCUUUUUUUCAUUGAUUAUUUCGUAAUUCAAAAAUAAAUGAUAAUAAAAUUCUGUCACAAAAAUAACUCAUAAACCCCUAAACCCCUUUCCAUCUCUGUGGCCUUUCCGUAGCCAUGGGUUUCUUCGACCUGAACAUCGCAUAUCUUGAAUCCUCACCUUCCGAUAAGACGCCAGUGAAACUAGGCUACAUCGGCAUCGCCUACAACCGUACGAUCAAAGGCGUGAUGUCCGAUCACGACCGUUCCAUCUCCCUCCUCUCUCUCUCUCUCUCUCUCUCUCUCUCUCUCUCUCCUCCUCCGUCAAUCUCCACCGUGACCUCCUCAAUGUUCCACGCGCCUCACUGUCUGCGUCGAAAACCAGUCCCAAGCUCUCGCACUCAACUCUGGCAACCCUAUCUUGAAAACCUACGACUUGGUCGCCGUCAAGCCUUUGGACCAGAGCGCGUUCGACGAUGCCUGUAACAAAUCCGAGCGUGGAGUUUAUUUUGAGAUUAUGUAUUCAGAUCUUAUCGCCAAUGUCCAAACAAGGAAGGCAAAUGAUAACCAAUGCUAAGGUACCUGCUGCAGCUACUGGACUGCCUGAACAGUGUGAUAGUGUUGAUCUUCCAAAAUCAGAUCAAACUUUUGUCUUUGAUACUCCAUUGAUACAUCAAGUCUCUGGCUGUGAAAAUUCUCAGAACUUAUACUCACCAAAUGAUACUGCAAGAGCUUUGACCAACUGUGAGGAAAUUAUAACUCCUACAACCACCUCCAAAGUAGAAAAGGAGAUCCAAAUGGGUCUCUGAUUCUUGCCUUCAAUGUAGCA
Quercus lobata is the source of this 937-nucleotide messenger RNA. RefSeq lists its product as uncharacterized. The record is from RefSeq and is a predicted model, not a curated record. Bases 585 to 917 code for a protein of 110 amino acids. The transcript has 3 exons. Lineage: Eukaryota; Viridiplantae; Streptophyta; Magnoliopsida; Fagales; Fagaceae.